AUGUCCAGGUAUAUGAAAUCAGUUUAUGAAUAUACUAAAGUACGUAAAAAUUUCGGCAGGCAACCAUUGUUUCGAGAUGUGCCUGCACAGAUGCUAGAUUCGAUAAAACCGGACAAGAACGAACAAAAACUGUACGCUCUACGAAAUCCAGUACAUCGUUACGUUCAAGCCACUAUGCCUCAAUCAGAAAAUGAUUCGAAUACGAAACAAGUGAUAAGUCACGAUCAAAGCAUAAAUCACGAAGAAGGUGGUUGGCCGCGUGAGGUUCAUGUCUAUAACGAGGAACAUAUACAUAGGCAUCGUCGUCGAGUAAUGCACGAGGAUAACUACGUACACGCAGUACUAAAUUUGGCGCCUGUUAUGGCACAUUACGUUAAUCAAAAUAACGCUAUCGAUAUGUACCAAACAUAUUUCUCUGACAUGAAAGGUCAAGAACCCGUUGAAACAUACAAAGUUCGCAUUGCGAAUGUGUUCAGAGACCCAUCACGGCGCCCUGUUUCUUGUAUAGCCUGGACCAAUGAGAAAAAAUCAAUGAUAGCCGUAUCAUAUUGUGAGCGAACUUAUUGUAACAAUGAAUGGGGAUAUCUUUCAGUUGAAAAUAAUACAUGUUCCCUCUGGGACGUGACAGUCCAUAACACACCCGCAAAUGAAUUCUGUGCUAAUAGCGCUUGUUGGCAAAUAGCGUGCUCUCCUAAAGACCCAGAAAUAAUUAUUGGUGGAUUGCAGAAUGGAACAGUAUGUGUUUUUGAUGCACGAACAAAUAAAAAAGCUAUUGGUUAUAGUUCUGUGUACAAAUCUCAUCGUGAACCUGUAACUGCUUUGCUUUAUAUUCAUUCAAGAACUCAGACAGAAUUUUUUAGUGGCUCACCAGAUGGGCAAUGCCUUUGGUGGGAUUUACGGAAUUUUGAUGAGCCACUUUGUCAAUUACCCAUAUCUGUCAAAAUACCAGCUGACCAAAAACCAGACUUAAGUAAUGCUGAAGGGGUUAGUUCUUUAGAUUUCGAUUAUGGAUUACCUACCAAAUUUCUAUGCGGUACAGAUUCAGGGUUAGUUAUUAACAUCAACCGCAUGGGAAGAAGUCAUUCGGAAAUAUUAACUUCAUACUGGAAUGCACAUUUAGGCCCUGUAAGAGCUGUACACCGGAGUCCUUGUACAACGAGAAUGUUUCUUACUUGUGGAGAUUAUUCCUUACGCAUUUGGAGUGAAGAAAUGCGUACACAACCAAUAAUAGUCACCAAACCUUAUAGACAUCAAGUAACCGAUGCAUCAUGGGCUCCAUUGAGGUACUCGUGCUACAUGUCAGUAUGUGCCGGAGGGUAUUUUUAUUACUGGGAUUUACUACGUAAAUCACAAGAACCGGUAGCAACCCUUCAGAUCUCCAAAAAAGAAAUAACUAAACUAACCCCUCACACCAAAGGCAGAGUUAUUGCUAUAGGAGACGUUAUUGGAUCAGUUACUUUAGUUCACCUUUCAGAAAAUAUGAUAUUACCAGGGAGUCGCGAUAAGCAGCUCGUUCAUCAACUUUAUGAGCGAGAAAGUAGACGUGAACAUAUCGUAGACACACGCCUAAGAGAGAUACACUUAAAACAAAAAACUGAAGAAGAGGCAGCCACUAAGGAAAUUUAUGAAGAAAUUCCAGAUGAAGAUGAGCUCCUUCAGCAAACUGAAGAUGAAUACUUUCAAAUAGUCACUCAAGAAUUGAAAAAAAUGGACAUGCUCACAUCAGAAAGUGUUUCUUGA
Diatraea saccharalis (sugarcane borer) is the source of this 1740-nucleotide messenger RNA. NCBI's taxonomy places the organism in Eukaryota, Metazoa, Arthropoda, Insecta, Lepidoptera, Crambidae. The record is from the annotation of a GenBank genome assembly.